Vespula vulgaris is the source of this 1493-nucleotide messenger RNA. It is a transcript of the gene shv, whose product is annotated as dnaJ homolog shv. Gene Ontology annotation, cellular component: endoplasmic reticulum. The transcript is spliced from 4 exons. Gene Ontology annotation, biological process: protein folding; protein maturation. The record is from RefSeq and is a predicted model, not a curated record. The annotation marks the transcript as partial. Gene Ontology annotation, molecular function: misfolded protein binding. NCBI's taxonomy places the organism in Eukaryota, Metazoa, Arthropoda, Insecta, Hymenoptera, Vespidae.
AUCCGUUUAACUUCUUCGACGAGUGUUACGUACCAACGUUUUUUGAUUUCAUCGGUGGACCAAUCACGAGCACCCACGAUUUACGGGGUGUUUGUUGUAACGUCUGCUGCGAUGGCAGCGAUUAAAUAUAUUUCGGUGUUUUUUAUAAUUUUUGCAAUAUGUAUAGUCAUUACAUUAGCAGGAAGGGAUUUUUACAACAUCCUCAGUGUUCCACGUAGCGCAAGCACAAAUGCAAUAAAAAAAGCUUAUAGGAAAUUAGCAAAGGAAUUGCAUCCAGAUAAAAAUAAAGAUGAUCCAGAUGCUUCCCAAAAAUUUCAAGAUUUGGGAGCUGCUUAUGAAGUACUCUCAGAUCCUGAAACAAGAAAAAUGUAUGAUCGAUGUGGAGAAGAAUGUGUGAAGAAAGAUGGCUCGAUGGAUAAUUCCAAUCCUUUUGCAAGCUUCUUUGGAGACUUUAGUUUUCAUUUUCCUGGAGAUUCUAAUCAUCAACAGGAAACACCUAGAGGUUCUAACGUCGUAGUUGAUUUAUCUGUCACGCUCGAAGAAUUAUACAGUGGCAAUUUUAUUGAAAUAACAAGAAAUAAAGUGGUUGCAAAAGCUGCCAAAGGGACAAGAAAGUGUAAUUGUAGACAAGAAUUUGUAACAAUUAAUUUAGGAAAUGGUAGAUUCCAAAUGAUGCAGCAACAAAUUUGUUCGGAAUGUCCAAAUGUUGAAUUUGUAAAUGAAGAACGAAUCUUGGAAGUAGAAGUUGAACCUGGAAUGGUAGAUGGACAAGAAACUAAAUUCACUGCUGAAGGAGAGCCACAUCUUGAUGGUGAACCAGGAGAUUUGAUAUUGAAAAUUAAAACAGAUCCACAUCCAGUUUUUGAAAGAAUUGGGGAUGAUUUAUAUACAAAUGUAACUAUUUCAAUGCAAGAUGCUUUAAUAGGUUUUACUAUGGAUAUAAUACAUUUGGAUGGACGUAAAGUGACUAUUCAAAGGGAUAAAAUCACUAGACCAGGUGCAAGGAUCAGGAAAAAAGGAGAAGGCAUGCCUAACUAUGAAAAUAACAAUCUUCGUGGUACUCUGUACAUUACAUUCGAUAUUGCAUUCCCUGACAAAGAGUUUUCAAGUGAACAAAAAGAAGAAAUUAAAAAACUUCUACAACAGAAUCCUGUGAAUAGAGUGUACAAUGGAAUAAAAAGAAAUAGAUACCCAAAUAUAAUGUAAAUACAAAAUAACACUGCAUAGUGUGCUACAUACAUAAUUGAAACUGUAAUGCCAUUGAAUGUUUAUAUAUUUGUGUAAUAGAGCGGAGUAUUUGACUAUCGAAAAUACCAACAGGAUUGGUAAAAAAAACUCUUAGUUCAGAUCAAAUGAAACGUGCAUAGUCCAAUCAAUUUAAUUAUUAUAUGCACAUGUACUUCCUCUUUAAUCAUAGAAGACUGUUUAUGUAUGAUUUCUAGUAUCAAUGAUUCAAAAUAAUGAAAGUAAUUAUUAAACGAUUAUUUAAAUAA